AAAAAAUCCCCCAAACCCCCUCCCACGAAACAACACACAAUACAAUACCGCCAACAUGCCUUCUGUCGCCAACUGCAAUGUCCCCAACAAGUCCCGCCGCAAGUCCAACAGGAACAAGAUCCAGAGGCGCCGCGCCACCGCCGGAAUCGCCAAGAACCCGCGUGGAAUGGCUCUAAGCACCGUCAUUCACCCGACCAGCGGACCGCUGGCGCCGCUGUCGGGGAAGAAGGCGAGGAAGGUUGAGAAGGCCAGGAAUCACGCGAGGCAGCGUGCGUUGGAGAAGGAGUUGGCAGAGCGUGGUGAGGUGUCGAUGACGGAUGCGCCUGUGACGACGAAAUCGAAGAAUAAGGCUUCUGAGGGAGCUGGAGCGGACGGUAUGGAUGUUGAUGAGGCUCUAUGAGCGCUCUCUGAAGAUCGAUGAGGUGGGGGUUGGCAGCCCGAGAAGGAGAUAUUAAAUGCAUGGAAAGACGAUAAGGUUCGCCCAACGACAGGGCCCCCUCCCAUUGGACAUAUACGAGUCGAAGACGCCCAAGGAUGAGUGUGGCAGGCACAACCAGAGGCGUGUGCAGGAAGGGCAAAGCAAACGAACCAAAAAUUGCGGCGGAAAACGAAUACGGCCGAAUCGAUGACCGGUUUAGAACUAUGAGAGGUUUUAGCAUGGGACUGGUUAUAAGUGUUUUCAUGGCGGUUGGAGUUAAAGGCAACUGCGGGUUGAUACCGGUGCAUGGAGUCUGAAAUGAUCACAAUCAAGAUCUCGAAAGGUCGCAGCUGCUGAAUAUACGUUAUUGAAGCAUGCUUUUUUUCUCCAUCAGUGCAUGUUCUUAGCCCAUGCAUAUUGCAAAUAAUAGGACCC
Messenger RNA from Pseudogymnoascus destructans, 853 nucleotides. RefSeq lists its product as uncharacterized. The coding region runs from base 56 to 400 and encodes 114 amino acids. The transcript has 2 exons. NCBI's taxonomy places the organism in Eukaryota, Fungi, Ascomycota, Leotiomycetes, Thelebolales, Thelebolaceae. The record is from RefSeq and is a predicted model, not a curated record.